Messenger RNA from Linum tenue, 967 nucleotides. The record is from the annotation of a GenBank genome assembly. NCBI's taxonomy places the organism in Eukaryota, Viridiplantae, Streptophyta, Magnoliopsida, Malpighiales, Linaceae.
UCUGCUAAAAAAGGUAUGCAUUUUUUCUCUAUGUUGUUUGGUGAGGUGGAAAAGUCAAGCGUGUGUACGGACUAACAUUCCAUCUUUUAAGCAAACAGAAAGCUCUCUCCCUGCGCACAAGCUUCUCGUCCAGAUCUGGCAGCGGGAUUCAUUCCAGCUUUUGCAACAAUAAUAAUAUUAAACAAAGAAGAUCAGCAGAAAGCAAGCAAUCAGCUGCAGCGGGAGAGGGCGUAUCCAUGGAAGCUUAGAGGUGGCCAACCAACCCACCUUCUGCAACUCUUUCGCAUUUCGUAGAAAUGGAUUCGGAAGAAGCGACUUCUUCAGUAGAUGAAGACGCUCCGGUUGCCGGGACGCUUGGAGGCGACGGCGGAGCAGCUGAUACCAGAGGCAAACAUCGGAUUCUUGCUGAGCUCAAGCGCAUCGAGCAAGAAAUCAGCUUUCUGGAGGAGGAACUGGGGGAACUAGAGAAGACGGACAGUUUAUCGACUGUAUGUGAAGGGUUCCUUCGCAAUGUGGAGAUGAUACCUGAUCCACUGCUGGCAAUAACAAUUGGACCUGCAAACCCAGUAUGGGAUCGAUGGUUCGAGGCUCCACCAGAUGCUGGGGGUUGCAGCUGUUCAAUACUCUGAAGUUGAACGGAGAAAAAGAAGACAGUCAAAUCUAACAUUUGUUGUCUUGUCCAGUCAGAGACAGGGAGAGAAAGUGUGAGUUUGAGGCACAUCACCCAUUUUUAGCAAGCUUGUCAACUGGAAUAUUUUUCAAGACCAAAGUGCAAAUAUCUGAAAACUUGUCCUCACGAUCAGAGUCCAUAGAGAAAAAUUCUGAAUUUGUAAAUCAAAAUUGUAAUUUUGCCGACCUAGAAACAGAAAGAAAAUUUGGAAAUCCCACUCCUUUCAACCACUUUGUACCUCAAUCUGUUUAUACUAUUUUGGCUACUCCUGUUCAACCUGGUAUCCAUAUUAUCUUG